ACGUCAGGCCGUUUGUUGUCAUUGGCGGUUCCCAAGAUGGCGUCCAUCGUGGAAGGGCCGCUGAGCAAAUGGACUAACGUGAUGAAGGGCUGGCAGUACCGGUGGUUCGUGCUGGACUACAACGCGGGGCUGCUCUCCUACUACACGUCCAAGGACAAAAUGAUGAGAGGUUCUCGAAGAGGCUGCGUUAGACUCAGAGGAGCUGUGAUUGGUAUAGACGAUGAAGACGACAGCACCUUCACAAUAACUGUUGAUCAGAAAACCUUCCAUUUCCAGGCUCGUGAUGCAGAUGAACGAGAAAAGUGGAUCCACGCCUUAGAAGAAACCAUUCUUCGACAUACUCUCCAGCUGCAGAUCAGUACUACACUUGCUUUUUUCCAGUCUUCUGGUAUCUCUCCAGUUCUUGAAUUUUCAAAAACAAUUGGUUUGGAUUCAGGAUUUGUGCCUAGUGUCCAAGACUUUGAUAAGAAACUUACAGAGGCUGACGCUUACCUACAAAUCUUGAUAGAACAAUUAAAGCUUUUUGAUGACAAACUUCAAAACUGUAAAGAUGAUGAACAGAGAAAGAAAGUUGAAACUCUCAAAGACACAACAAAUAGCAUGGUAGAAUCAAUUAAACACUGCAUUGUGUUGCUGCAGAUUGCUAAAGACCAGAGUAACGCGGAGAAGCACGCAGAUGGAAUUAUAAGUACUAUUAAUCCUGUAGAUGCAAUAUACCAACCUAGUCCCUUGGAACCUGUGAUCAGCACAAUGCCUUCCCAGACUGUCUUACCUCCAGAACCUGCUCAGUUGUGUAAGUCAGAGCAGCGCCCAUCUUCGCUACCUGUUGGACCUGUGUUAGCUACCUUGGGACAUCACCAGACUCCAACACCAAAUAGUACAGGCAGUGGGAAUUCACCACCUAGUAGCAGUCUAACUUCUCCAAGCCAUGUCAACUUGUCUCCAAACACAGUCCCAGAGUUCUCUUACUCUAGCAGUGAAGAUGAAUUCUAUGAUGCUGAUGAAUUCCAUCAAAGUGGCUCAUCCCCAAAGCGCUUAAUAGAUUCUUCUGGAUCUGCCUCAGUGCUGACACACAGCAGCUCGGGAAAUAGCCUAAAGCGCCCAGACACCACAGAAUCACUGAAUUCCUCCAUGUCCAAUGGAACAAGUGAUGCUGAUCUCUUUGAUUCACAUGAUGAUAGAGACGAUGAUGGGGAGGCAGGGUCGGUGGAGGAGCACAAGAGCGUUAUCAUGCACCUUUUAUCACAAGUCAGGCUUGGAAUGGAUCUUACGAAGGUAGUUCUUCCAACAUUUAUUCUCGAAAGAAGAUCUCUUUUAGAAAUGUAUGCAGACUUUUUUGCACAUCCGGACCUAUUCGUGAGCAUUAGUGACCAGAAGGAUCCCAGGGAUCGAAUGGUUCAAGUUGUGAAAUGGUACCUCUCAGCCUUUCAUGCAGGAAGGAAAGGAUCAGUGGCCAAAAAGCCAUACAAUCCUAUUUUGGGUGAGAUCUUUCAGUGUCAUUGGACAUUGCCAAAUGAUACUGAGGAGAACACAGAGCUAGUUUCAGAAGGACCAGUUCCCUGGGUUUCUAAGAACAGUGUAACAUUUGUGGCUGAACAGGUUUCCCAUCAUCCACCCAUUUCAGCUUUUUAUGCAGAAUGUUUUAACAAGAAGAUACAAUUCAAUGCUCAUAUCUGGACUAAAUCAAAAUUCCUUGGGAUGUCGAUUGGGGUGCACAAUAUAGGACAGGGCUGUGUCUCAUGUCUAGACUAUGAUGAGCAUUACAUUCUUACAUUCCCCAAUGGUUAUGGAAGGUCUAUCCUAACAGUGCCCUGGGUGGAAUUGGGAGGGGAAUGCAAUAUCAACUGCUCCAAAACGGGCUACAGUGCAAAUAUUGUCUUCCACACUAAACCUUUCUAUGGGGGCAAGAAGCACAGAAUCACUGCAGAGAUUUUCUCUCCAAAUGACAAGAAGUCUUUUUGUUCAAUUGAAGGGGAAUGGAAUGGUGUGAUGUACGCAAAAUACGCAACAGGGGAGAAUACUGUCUUUGUAGAUACCAAGAAGUUGCCUAUAAUCAAGAAAAAAGUGAGGAAGUUGGAAGAUCAGAAUGAUUAUGAAUCCCGCUGCCUUUGGAAAGAUGUCACUUUCAACUUGAAAAUCAGAGAUAUUGAUGCAGCAACUGAAGCAAAGCACAGACUUGAAGAAAGACAAAGAGCAGAAGCCCGAGAAAGGAAGGAGAAGGAGAUUCAGUGGGAGACCAGGCUGUUCCAUGAAGAUGGAGAGUGCUGGGUUUAUGACGAACCAUUACUGAAACGUCUUGGUGCUGUGAAGCAUUAGGCUGGACACUCGGAGCUCAUACCUGGUGACCAGAGCAGCAGGCAUAGUUAAGCAACAAUCGAUCUUCCUUCAGGAGAACCCAUCACUCCCUUCUUAUUGCAGUGGUUCCUAUCUCAGGGAUACUGGACUUUAUUUACAAUGCAGAUGAACAAGUAAAGUGGGAAAAGCUUCCCUGUUUUCCUCUGGCAGUUAUAAUUUUGACUUCAGUCCUGAGAAAAACUUCAGGUUUUGAAACAAGAUGUCUCUUCCCUUUCCAAGUCUGCUUUCAAAAGCAUUUAUAAACCCAAGUCUCAACAUUCUGUACUCUAGCUCUGCUGUUAAGAAUAUAUAAGACCUUUGUUUCCUAGUUCCUAUAAUCUUGGGUUCUAUGUAUACAUAUUAUACACAUACACACGUACCUAUACACGUGUACACCUGAUGACAGAUUUUUCAUAAGUACUCCCAUCUGUAAAUAUUGUUUCCCGAGAGUUGUUUUAGAAAAUUAGCGCAAUGUAUUAAAUCAAGUGUUAGGAAAUUUCACGGUUUCACCUAUAAUAAUUUUUAUUUUGGAAUUGAACUAUUAUUAAAUUGUAUCUAAACCUGGAUUACAGUUUAAUUAUAUGCAGUGCUUUUAAGGCUUCAUAAAGUAAUUUUUCCAACCUUUUUAAAA
Molecule: messenger RNA, 2965 nt
Organism: Nannospalax galili (Upper Galilee mountains blind mole rat)
Lineage: Eukaryota; Metazoa; Chordata; Mammalia; Rodentia; Spalacidae
Gene: Osbpl9
Product: oxysterol binding protein like 9
Exons: 25
Coding region: 37-2316 (759 amino acids)
Cellular component (GO): membrane; cytosol; intracellular membrane-bounded organelle
Molecular function (GO): sterol binding
Source: RefSeq, a predicted model, not a curated record